Plenodomus lingam JN3 is the source of this 3042-nucleotide messenger RNA. RefSeq lists its product as uncharacterized. The record is from RefSeq and is a predicted model, not a curated record. Gene Ontology annotation, biological process: mitochondrial RNA 5'-end processing. NCBI's taxonomy places the organism in Eukaryota, Fungi, Ascomycota, Dothideomycetes, Pleosporales, Leptosphaeriaceae. Gene Ontology annotation, cellular component: mitochondrion; mitochondrial envelope.
AUGCGUGUGAGGGAGUUUGUGUGGUUGGGAUUUUUUGCUCUCCUGGACAUUUGUCUCGAAAAGGACAGGCGCGUACAAGAGGGAAACCCUUACCUACUUAGCCCCAAAGUCCCCACCAACCCAUACGUCAGAGUCAAUUCGCAGUCGCGCUCUCCACCGGCAAAAAGAAACGCCGAAACAUUUUCCACCCAUACCACUUCACACCCUCACCCAAAGCGCAUCGCAUCUUCCAACCACACCAACUCCCCUUCCCACCAAUCGCGCCCCUCAAUGCUGACUCGUCAGCUCGCGCAAGCCUCGUCAUGGCGUAGAGGCUCCGUCUGCCUCUUCUGCGCCGCGCGAAGCCAAUUCCCAACACCGCAACUGAGGCCAUUUGCCACAUCGAGUGCUUUGUUUGCGAAGAAGUCGUCGCCUAGGUCGGUGUUGGCGCGGCGGCAGGAGAAACGGAUUAAGAAGAUUAAGGAGCAGGAGGAAGCGAAACAGUUGGCGAGGAUUCAGGCGGAUUUGGAGGGGGGUGGGUCUGAUGGGGUGGGUUUGGAGGGAGGUGGAUCUAAUGAGGCGGGCUUGGAGAAAGAGGGUGUAUCCGAUCAGACGACCGAGGAUGGCGCUGCUGAGACGAAGAAGAAGGCCACAAAGGCGAAAAAAUCAGUAUCCAAGGCUGAGGACAAGACAGAUGGUGGAGAUGGCAAGAAAAAAGUUAAAAAGACGAAGAAAUCAGUAACCAAGGCGAAAGCUAAGUCAGCUGGUAAAGAUGGCGAGAAGAAAGCCUCAGAGCGGGUGCAGAUCAGGAAAUUUGUCGCAAAAGGGAAAUCAGAACCCGAAGAUGGGGUUGAGAGCGCCCCAAUGUCCCUCAAAGAAGCUUUGCUUGCAUCGGAACACGCACAGCCUCGCGAGCCGCUCGACAUCAGCGUCAUGUUCCCCGAAAAUCUGGAGUUCACGCCCGUCAAGGUCGAUAAGCCGCCGGUGCCGAUGCUGUCAUAUGGUCUCGAUCGUGUCCUCUUUAACCCAGGCAUAUAUCGUCUACAAGACCCGCGCUCACUGGUGUACAACUUCGACCCAUAUCUUGAAAAAAUCAUGCCGGUCAGCGAAUUCGACUUUGAUGCACUCAGCGAGUACAAGACAUCGUCAAAGGAUGAGGAACUUCUUAAGAUAACUCAAAAUACUGGUGCACAAUUCACUGGUUCCACUUCCAGCAUGUCGGGCGUCCUGCAACACUUUCAUUACAUACUCUCCAACUUCCGCCCUCUAAAUCACGACAUGCUUUCACGCGACUUCCCGAAACCUUCAGACAAGUUUUCCAGAAUCACGCUUGGUCCUACCGCCGUAUUCCUGCGCUACAAGAAUGGGGUAUAUGCUAUAGAUGCCGACAAGUCUUAUGACAGGCCUAACAUCAUGAGCUGGCUCGGUCACUCGCUGGAGAAGCUACUCACGACCGAAAGAAGUGAAUUCGAGCGCUUCAGGAAGUCAAAUCCAGAAAAGGCGCCGGCGGAGGACAAAUCGAGUCGAUGCUACCACUACUCUAGACAAGGAAAUCUUUUGAUGCGCUCUCAACUAGACGCCUAUGACCCACGACUUCCGGGCACUGGCGUGUUUGACUUGAAGACGAGAGCUGUGGUCUCCAUCCGCAUGAACCACAGAAAGUACGAAGAAGGCGUUGGCUACCAACUCCGACACUCAUUUGGCCAAUGGGAAUCGUAUGAGCGCGAAUUCUACGACAUGACACGCGCGACGUUGUUGAAGUAUUCACUCCAGGUCAGAAUGGGGCGAAUGGACGGUAUUUUCAUCGCGUUCCAUAACAUUGAGCGGAUAUUUGGUUUCCAGUACCUCAGCUUAGCCGACAUGGAUGAGGUUCUCCACGGCCAACGUGACACGUUCCUGGGCGACCAAGAGUUUAAGCUUUCGAUUGCCCUGCUCGACGAGAUCCUUUCAAAGGCAAAAGCACAGUUCCCGAACACGACACUUCGAUUACACGUCGAGGCAAGAGAGGCAAAAACGCCCUUUAUGUACGUCUUUGCUGAGCCGGUCACGGAUGAGCAGGCCGAUGAAAUACAGAAUAAGGGGGAUGCAGAGCAAAAGGAGUUUGCAAGGACGGUGAUAGGGGUGGGCAAGCAUGAUCCCAAGGUCCAGGCAGAGUGGCAAAAGACGCAGGAUGAGGUGGAUGAGCAGCUCGCUGAGGAUCAGAACGGCGCGGCGGCAAGGGAAGAGGUCGUUGUGGAGUCGGAGGAUGAGGUGGAGAUGGAGGUGGAGCAAGAAGCCGAGCAAGCAGAUGAGGAGGCUGCGGCUGAAGCCACUGCUGAAGAUGGAGAUGAAGUUGACGUUGAAGUUGAUGUUGAAGUUGAUGUUGAAGUUGAUGCUGACGCUGAGACUGAAGCCGAGGUCGAAGCUGAAACUGAAGCCGACACUGAAGUAAAAGUCGACGCCGAAGCCGAAAACGAAGUGGAUGCGGAACCUAUCAACUCUUCUACGAGAGAAGAAGUAGCUCCGUCCGGCCCACUGAUGGGCUGGACUCUUACCGUCCGAUCCAAAGUCAAUCAAGGCUAUGUUGACCGCCCUGUCAAGAUCGACAGUGAAGACGUGUGGAACAUUGAAUACCACAUCCAGGAGAUACCCGAGAGUCAACGGUGGGCACUCUACGACGCUGUCAAAGAGCGACGACGCCAGCUCAUUGGUCAAGACGAGGAGGAAGCUGACAAGGGACUGAAAGCGUAUCGCGAGGUCAUUCAAAGAUUUAGUAACAGAGGCCGCGAGUGGAGAGACAAGCAAGACAAGAUGAAUGAAGAGUUGGGCGUCCGAGUGUACAAGCCGUUGGGACCGGGAAGUGGUAGUGGCGAGUACGUGGAUGGACAGUGGGUCUUGGGUACUGCUGCCGCUUCCGAGUUGACUGCGCCAGGCUCAAGUGCAAAAGGGACGGAUGUUGUAGACAUGGAGUCUGACAAGGAGAGCGCGACCGAGGCAAACGCUGGGGAAUCGGAGCCUGCGGAGCCCAUGUCCAAGGAGGCGAAAGAGGAGAUCCUGGAGGGCAUGCCGUCGGCGCCAUCAUGA